AUUUACUUCGAUUAAUAAUAUAAUAAUAUAGCAUUUCGCCGCUUUUAAUAUUAGAUUUUUUUGGCCCGUCGUCUCCGCUUCGUCUCGUCCCGUCUCACCGCGGCCAGUCCACCACCACCGCCACAACAACCAGCAGCUCGCCGCAAUCCCUCGCCGGAGAAGCCCUCCCGCGUUAGACGCCGCAGAGGAGGAAGAGCAGGAAUGGGGAGGACUGGAGGGAUGCCCGCCGCCGCGCUCGCUCUCUAGGGUUAGUUGCGCCCGUCCUAGAGAGGUGGAGCUCACUAUCUGAGCUCGGCUCGGCUCCCCUGUGGGGGCAUUAGUUGCGCGGUCGGUGCGCGCCCCGUGAUCCGCCCGUCUGUGAACUCCGGUAAGGGGGGAGCUGCUUUGGCUUGCGCCAUGGAGCCGUCUCCUCCGCGCGCGGCCAUGGUUGCGUGUUCGCGUUAAGCUGCAGGCUGUGGCGAGCGGGAGGGGAUCUCGGCUGCCGAUCUGGUCCGUGCCAACGAGCCAGCAGGAUUCCAACUAGAGCCAUGGAGCAGAGGCACCACAUGCCCACAUUCCACCUCCCUGCGGAGUCCGAAUCCUCCCUGCCCCACGAGAGGCCAGUUGGACCUUUGAGGCAGGAAUCUUUUCCUGGGCAUGUUGAAAGGUUUUCAUUGACUUGGGGAAGCAAGUCUGUUGCAUCUUCUCCAGUUGAUAAGCUCAACCCCGUUGGUGCAGAGGUUGUGAAUCAGUUAGAACUUAUGGAACCAUACAAGUUGAUGGACCAGAAAACUUCCUUUGGUGAGCACAAGUUGCUGGGCCAACAAAGGCAUGCAAACCUGCCCCCAACCGCCUGGAGAGCUGAUCAAGAUCCUGCAGAACAGCAUGAUUCAUUUUCGAAGCCAUUGGCUUUAUUUCCUCAUGUUAGGAAGGGACAUUUAAGUGCGAUCCAUUAUGAGAAUGGGCUUUUCUCAAGCUCCCUUCCAGACAUUUUUGACAAGAAAUUGAGACUAACAUCACAGAAUGGACUUGUUGGUCAGCCUGUCGAAAAGGAACUCAACAAUGUUGAUGACGAGCCUUUUGAGUUAACUCAGGAAAUUGAGGCACAAGUAAUUGGCAAUCUGCUCCCUAAUGACGAUGACUUAUUAUCAGGUGUUCUUGACAAUGUGGGGUACCCUGCCUGUGCUAAUAACAGGGAUGACAUGGAUGAUGACAUAUUCUAUACUGGAGGUGGAAUGGAAUUGGAAACUGAUGAUAAUAAUAACAAACUGUUAAAACUUAACAGUAUAGCCAGCAACGGUCAGACUGGGUUAAAUGGCAUACUGUCUGGCGAAAACCCAUACGGGGAACACCCCUCGAGAACCCUCUUUAUUAGAAACAUCGAUGGUAUUGUUGAGGACUCUGAAUUGGAACUCCUAUUUCAGAAAUAUGGAGAAAUCCAAACUCUUUACACUGCCUGCAAACAUCAUGGUUUUGUGAUGGUAUCUUACUAUGAUAUAAGAUCGGCAGAAACGGCCAUGAAGGCACUUCAAAGCAAGCCAUUUAGGAACUGGAAACUUGACAUACAUUACUCUGUCCCAAAGGAGAAUACAUUAGAGAAAGAUAAUAACCAGGGCACACUUGCCGUGUUUAACCUUGACCCGUCUGUAACUAAUGAUGAUCUUCGUCAUAUAUUUGGUGGCUAUGGUAAAAUCAAGGAGAUUCAUGAGACUUCACAACAGGGUCAUCACAAAUACAUAGAGUUUUAUGAUGUCAGAGCAGCUGAAGCUGCACUUUAUGUGUUAAAUAGGAGCGAUAUUGCAGGAAAGACAAUCAAAUUGGUGCCCUGCUGCGUGGGAGACACUAAACGGUUUCUUCAUAACAGUUUGAUGCAGCAUAGGCCUCCUGGGUUGGAGCCGGAAGACUUUGGUGUAUGCAAACCAGGAAAUGCAACUAGUCCGCUGACAAAUUACUAUGGUUCGGUCAACAUGGCAUCCACUGGCCCUGAACAUGGGAUUUCUCGGGUUGUACGUACCAGAGUUCAGCCGCCAAUAAACCAAUUUAGGGAGAGAAAUUUUCUGGAUAUUCCCUCAAUUACUCCGCAAAGCCAAAGCAUGUCCUCUCCUGUUAGAAUUGCAACUGCAGGAACACAUAAGAACCACUCUGCUCUUGGUGAGCAUGGUCAUUCACUUGGAAGGAUGAAUGGACACUUGAACUAUGGAUAUCAAGGGAUGGGAGCUUUUCAUCCUCAUUCACUUCCCGAGUUUGACAACAGCCAAAGUAAUUGUAUUCCUUACAACCUAAGCACAAUACCACCCAUUGGAGUUAAGAGCAAUUCUAGAACUGCUGACGGAAUUGAUAGCAGGCAUUUGUACAAAGUUUGUUCUGCUAACCUUAGCGGUCAUUCUUCUGGUCAUAGUGAAGCACUCGGGGUUUCAAGAACAGGAAGCUGCCCCCUCCAUGGCCACCAAGUAGCAUGGAAUAAUUCAAAUAACUCCCAUCAUCAUACCUCUUCUCCCAUGCUGUGGCCGAACUCGGGGCCAUUUAUCAAUAAUAUACCAUCUUGCCCUCCUACGCAAGUUCAUGGAAUUUCAAGAGCAUCUCGGAUGCUUGAAAAUGCCCUUCCAAUGAAUCAUCAUGUCGGUUCUGCACCAGCUGUCAAUCCAUCAAUCUGGGAUAGGAGACAUGGGUAUGCAGGGGAGCGGAUGGAAGUACCAAGCUUCCAUCCUGGGAGUGCUGGAAGCAGGGGUUUCCCUGGUAGUCCGCAUCUGCAUCAGUUGGAGCUCUCUAGUAUGUUUCCUCAGAGUAGAGGGAACCCAGCCAUGUCCCCAGCACAUAUUGGUGCUCGAUCUCCCCAGCAGAGGGGGCAUAUGUUUCAUGGAAGGAGUCAUAUAGGUCCCCUUCCAUCCUCAUUUGAUUCACCUGUUGAACGUACAAGGAGCCGAAGAAAUGAGUCAUGUGCUAACCAAUCUGAUAGCAAAAGGCAGUAUGAGCUUGACAUCGAGCGUAUAGCCUGUGGCGAGGAUUCUCGGACUACACUAAUGAUAAAGAAUAUCCCAAACAAGUAUACCUCAAAGAUGCUUUUGACUGCUAUUGAUGAAAAUCAUAGGGGAACUUAUGAUUUUAUCUACCUGCCAAUUGACUUUAAGAAUAAAUGCAAUGUGGGUUAUGCAUUCAUCAAUAUGAUUACUCCAGAGCAUAUUGUUCCAUUUUAUAAGAUAUUUCAUGGGAAAAGGUGGGAGAAAUUCAAUAGUGAGAAGGUGGCAUCACUUGCAUAUGCUAGAAUCCAAGGAAAAUCAGCUCUAAUUGCUCACUUCCAGAACUCAAGUUUGAUGAAUGAGGAUAAACGUUGCCGCCCUAUACUCUUCCACUCACAUGGUCCAAAUGCCGGAGAUCAAGAACCGUUCCCUCUGGGAACACACAUCCGUUCUAGGCCUGGGAGAUCCAGGAUUUUGAGCUGUGAAGACAGCCUAUCGACCUCCGCCAACAGUUGGACUCCCUCCAACGGAAGCAGACACACUUCAGGCUACCCAAAGGAGGCUGACCCGACCACAGCUUGAAGACUGAAGCACUAACCACAACAUCCAACCUUUUGACCGUUGCAAUCCCGAUUUCACAUUACCAUCCUUUCCCACCUUUUUGUUUUUUUCGGUCUGUAGCUAUUUUACUUCCAUGUCGUGGGUUAAUGGAGGCUCCCUAGUUGGCUGCAAAUUUUGUCGCUGACGAGAAGCAAGGGGAUGGACAAGAGGUUGAUCCCAGUUUCUCAUGAGCAUAUAUGCGUAUUAACUGAAGGCCGCUGAAUGUGAAACACCCAGGGAGAGCUCCGAGAUUUUGGACUUUUUAGGUAUAAUGCAGUGUUGUACAGGCGUUCCUAGUAAUAAUGCAUGGCCGGCGACAGCGAAAGCAGAACGACUUUAAUUUGUUUUGGUGCUGUUGUAUGAAAGGCAGGCGUUCCUAUUAAGAAUGUGCCCCCUUGCAUCUUUUGAAACUGGUUUGAUGUUAAUUUGUUAUGCUGAGGGAGCAUUAUUUUGUUUC
Brachypodium distachyon (stiff brome) is the source of this 3993-nucleotide messenger RNA. Its product is annotated as protein MEI2-like 4. Gene Ontology annotation, molecular function: RNA binding. The record is from RefSeq and is a predicted model, not a curated record. The transcript is spliced from 15 exons. The coding region runs from base 528 to 3518 and encodes 996 amino acids. NCBI's taxonomy places the organism in Eukaryota, Viridiplantae, Streptophyta, Magnoliopsida, Poales, Poaceae.